Molecule: messenger RNA, 14307 nt
Organism: Thunnus maccoyii (southern bluefin tuna)
Lineage: Eukaryota; Metazoa; Chordata; Actinopteri; Scombriformes; Scombridae
Gene: abca12
Product: ATP-binding cassette, sub-family A (ABC1), member 12
Exons: 71
Coding region: 52-13542 (4496 amino acids)
Biological process (GO): lipid transport; transmembrane transport
Cellular component (GO): intracellular membrane-bounded organelle; membrane
Molecular function (GO): ATP hydrolysis activity; ABC-type transporter activity; ATP binding
Source: RefSeq, a predicted model, not a curated record
ACAAUCAGUUUAAUCAAUUCAGAGGACAGACGCAGCCAGCUUCCUCUACUGAUGGCCUUCUUCCGGCAGCUGCGACUUCUUCUCUGGAAGAAUGGGCUGGGUGUCAUCAGACAGCCAGUGUGGUCACUGACUCUGAUCAUCUGGCCUCUGAUCAUCUUCAUCAUCAUCGCCGUGACCCGCAACCAGUUCCCUGCAGUGAUAAGAGACACAUGUUAUGUGGGUCCUCGAAACCUACCCAGCACAGGCUUCUUCCCUUUCUUGCAGACCCUCAUGUGUAACACAGACAGCCACUGUCGUAACAAGUCACAUCUGGUGAACCCAGCUGCAUCAAAGUCUACACACAGAUCACCAAGGGCUGCAAGGUCGACCCCACCAGACUCCCCACUGGCAAACCUGCUUCAGGGGGGAGACUUUUUCAACUUUGCAUUCCCCAAUGACUCCAGCAAUGAUCCUACAGCAGUGAUUGAGGCCUUGAACAACGUCUUGGGUCUACCUAACCAAGGAAACCCUAACAAUGUGUCUUUCAUGAACACCAUCAAUACUACUCUUCUGGGUGAUCAGGAGGCUUUGAACGCUAUGCUGGAGUCAGUGCACCUGUUGAAGAGGUUGAUCUGUACCACGACUCUGCCCAUGAUUAACACAACCUCACCCAACCCCGUCACCUAUGCUGUGGUCACUUUCUGCAAGUCCAACGACACUGUGUUUGAAGCCUUUCUCCAGACAUUAAACCAGAUACUGACGGAGCAGAUGCUUACAAAACCAGACGAGCUGAUGACGUUUGCUGGGAUGGCGGUGUUGGUGUUUGAUCAGCUGCAAAAUCAGUCCUCAUUGUGGGAGAGCCUUCUAGCCAUUCCCGAGUUCUUCUCCCCAAGCUCUCUUGACCAGGCACUGGACAACACAGAGGCCGUUCUCACCAACAUACAGGGUGCUAUGCAUGUCAUCCAGAGUAAUUUCCCUGAAGUCAACGCCUCAGUCUCCAUGGUAUAUCCACUACUUGUUGGAGGCAUCAACGUGAUCCACUAUGUUCAAAACUGGCCUGGCAAAGAUGUUUCCAUUUCCCUUGGAGAUGUUGUCACGUUGCACAAUGACUCACUGAGUGAAAUUGUGAAACGGGUUUUACAAGAUGUCCAGAUACCGUUGGAUAAGGCUAUCGGCCUGACUUUGGACAGAGACAUGGUGCGUGCUUACUUGUGUGACAACAGCAGCAACCCUUUGUGGCUAACAGCAGCAUGCACUACAGGCACUGUGGACAUGCUUCUGGGCUGGAUCAGUCCUAACAAGGUGGCCAAGCAGGCUCUCCUGGCAUGGAGUACGGAUGUUGCUCCACAUGAUGUGGCCUUUGCCAAAGGGCUGCUCCACAGUCUGAUGGGAGGUUUGUCCCCAGGGGGGCAGGGAGGAUCCAACAUCACAAGAAGCCGGCGUAGCGUAGAUACACAACCACAAAACAUCGACGAGGAGCUGUUCUUGGAGGUUGGUCAUGUGGUGAUGGAAAUUAUAAAAAAUGUCCCUGAGGUGGACAUGGUUGUCCAGAGCAUCCUCAGAUCCGGCUUUCAGUCCAUGCAGACAGCGACACUGGCCCUUGACACCGUCGAAGACAUGAUGGAUGAUUUCCUGAAAGAUACCGGUCGACUCCAAAUGACUUACCUUACGUUGCUGACAAACCAAUCUGAGGCAAGCGUUUUGAUCGGUCGUAUCCUGGACAGUGGAAUGGAAGUCAUUAUGAAGAUUCUGGCAAAUGGGUCUUCAACAUGUAAGGAUGUCCUGGCUCCCUUCGAGUGGCUGUUGUCAACCAAGAGUGUAGAGAUCGAGGUGUGGAGAUCAAUGAUCUGCCAGAACAGCUCUACUGUACAGCAACCUCUACUGAUGAAGUGGCUGCCUUUGCUUCAGAUGGCACAAGAGUUUUACAGCACUCUGACAGGCCAAGGAGACUAUAAUGUAACACUUCCCAUGAUUCUCUCUGAGUGGCACAAGUUGUAUAAUAACACUCUGAAGUUUGGAGUGUUUACGGAGAGACUGGUCACAGAGCUGGGUGAAGAAUACUGGAUGAACUGGAUGGCAACAGGCAACAGCACUCUGAAUGUCACUGGGACUCUUCAACAAAGUGUUUUCUUGUUCAUGGUGGAUUUUGGAGAAAAGAUUGAGAACAGUCAACUGUGGCCCGAGGUAAAGAACUAUUUCCACAUGGUUUACUGGAUUUUGAACUACAGACCUGAUGUCACAACUCAGCCAGCAAACUGUUCUCUUAACAUCUAUACCUCAAACAUUCAUUGUGACACUGGUUUGAACUGGCACCAGUUUGUUCAAGCAUUGACUGAGGUACUGAUGUCACCAAAUCAAGACGUCCUGGUGAACUCUCUCAAAGGAACUGUGAAUCUGUUGCAGUAUGUGUUUGGUGACACCUAUAAACAUUUGGCAGUAUCAUAUUUGGAACAAGAAAUCCAAGGUGGCGACGCGCUCUCCGCAUACAUGAUUAACCUGAUGAAAAACCUGGAUGGCUUUGUCCAAAGGAUCUCCACCCUUUCUGACAGAAACAUCUCUAACUCUGAGGUCAUGCCUCCCCUCAUUGAGAGCCUGUUACAGUCUACAGGUCUGGCACCACUACUGCCUCUGUUCUACAGUGACGGCCCCAUAAAUGUCUCCAAAGUUCUUGAUGUUGCCUCAAAGCUUGGCAGGCUUAACCAGCACAUUUUUACCUUCAAUGAGACAGACCCAACAAUGCCUGAAUUGGAGCGGUUAAUAAUGCUGUUUCUCUCCUUGGAGGGUAACCUCACCAUGUCUCUCCCCCACAUCAUGGGGCACACUCUGCUCACGUAUUCUGACUACUUCCAUCCUGAUGAUGUAGCCCGUCUCAGAGAAGCCAUCCAGCCUUUCACCAACCAAACCUCAGCAGGCACUGUGGAGGCCAUUCUCCAUGCCAUGGAGCUACUGAAGACAGUGAUGGAUUCUCCAAAUGGUGACCCAACUAACAUCAUCCUUGGGUACAUGCGCCAGCUUCAAGAAUUUGUGGUGUCUCUGUAUAGACUGCGAAAAAUCGACCAUGUCUUGUUACCAGGUGGGCAGCUCAGCACAGCUCAAGUCACUGACCUCCACCUGCUAUCCAAAGACUUUCUCAACCUCCUCACCCCUGAGAGCCUGGAGAACCUUACUCAGGCUGGACCGGAUGCUGCCCAGAACCUUGUUAUUCAGAAAUUUGUAGCAUUCCUUCCACCUGAAGUCCAGCAGGAAGCUGCUCUCUUUCUCCAGGAUUUCAAAACUCUGCAGGAUCAGAUGACCUCAUGUGCAACAGGCCAGGACUGUUUGGCUGGGAUCCCAGAAAUCUUCACAUUCGUGGAACAGAUAUUAGACAUGAUGCUCUCGGCCAACGGUAGUGUCACCAUCAAAUUAGCUACACCCAACUUUCUUCUGGGGGGAGAGGAACGUGAGGAAAUUGCAUCAAUGUUCUUCUCACUCCUCCUGUCUCCACAGGAUGCUUCCAAUGUGGAAACAUUCAAACAGACCCUUCAUUUCAUCAGAUUGGUCAUGACUACACCAAAUAUUACUGUGUCUCAAGUCCAGAAUGCUCUGAAACAGUCAAAUCUAACCCUUGAAGAGCUGAAUCACAUCGCUGCCCUAGCUGGAGCUGCAAACAUCAGUGACCUAAUGGUGAACAUAAUGGAGAUAGUCAAUGCUCGCAAGUGUUUUGAACCACAGCAUAACCAAACAGUGACAACCAAAUGUGUUAAGGAACUGAUAAACGGGGUCAGCAGUUUCCUGACACACAUACCUGCUCUCCAUAAUGAGACAGACAUUCUCUCCCUAAUCCCGUUAAUCGUCAAUAGCGCUAUCAGUGAUAUUGUCCAAGUUGACUUCAGCUCCAAUACAAACAUGGCUGUCAUACAUGCCCUGAACAUCACCCUAGCCAAUAUCAAGAUGAACCUCCAGCUGAACCAUCUGAACACUCCAGAGAUCAUGAAUGAAAUCACAGUGAUUGAAAACCUGUUAAAAGUAGCCGCCAACCCUGAACCCUUGAACCGCAUCUUCAACGCCACCUCAACAGCAAACCCCAUGUAUAUUAAUAAAGUAUACUUGGAGAUUGUGGAAUGGUACUUAAAAAGGCUGGAGAAUGUCACCAGCAAAAGCUCCUACUCAGACCUCCUCGAGCCCCUUUUCCGCCUCACACACAUGCAAGUGACAUUACAGCUGGCGCAGGCAGAUUUUAAUUUGUUUAUCAGUGACCAGAUUGGUAACCUGAUGAACAACCUCCAGUACCCAAUAGAUGGUGCAGGGCUGAGGGAAAUUGGCCAAACAACAGUUGAGAUUCUCCGGCAUCUACUUGAAUUGAUAAAGGUCAACCUUCAAGCUCAGAAUGACAGUGUCCAUAGCUACGGUUCAGGGCCAUUGUUCAACACAACCCUCUUGCAUGCCACUGAGCUCCAAAUUCAGCUAUACCUCAACAUCAUACAGGAGUGGAUGAAACAACCCAAUGUCACCUUGGUCUUCACUAGUAUGCUCCAAUGGGGAAACUCCUCCAUGAACGUCUCCACCCCUGUGAAAGACCUCGACUUCCUGCUUGAGACGAUAGCAAAUAUUCUCAAUGAUGAUCAGCUGGCCUACCUCUCCAUCAUUGGCACCAUCACCCAGUCCUUGAGCAAAGCCCUAAUGUUGGCGGAGCAACCAGGUGGCCUACAGAGUGAACACUUCUUAGCCGCUAUCUCGGAAGCACUCCAAAGUGGUAUGCAGGUCCUGACCGCAGCCACGGGCCCCCUGCCACUUUCUGUACAGCAAAACAUCCAGGAAAUUGUGCAGGAUUCCCUAAAGCUCAUACUCCAACCAGACUUGAGUUUUGCCUCAUCAGCUAACAUCUCCCUCCUCAUCCUCAAGAGAGCUGAGAUGCUCAUUCAACAGACAGUACCAGAGAUGUUCGCUGAAUACCUGCUUUCUGGAAUCAAAAUCGUGACCACUUAUUUUGAGACCCUCUCCACGGCCAGUGGACCAGACAACUGGAAUCAGAUGAUUCUGAAUCAGAUGAAGACAGUCCAAAGCCUCCUGCCGCCAAACAGCACAGCCCAGGACUACGUUUCUGUCCUCAUUAACAUCACUCACUUCAUCUUGGAGUCUGGCCAAGGCAACAUGAGUCUCUGGGCAAGUUUUGGGAAUGCAUCAGCAGAAAAUUUGCCAGUAAUUAUUGGCCAGAUGGGCAAACUCCUGGGCAUGCUUUGGUCACUUGUCAUGGGAGGUCCAGGCUCACAUACAACUGCUCCAUCACUGGAGGGCUUCUCUCAUCUUGCUCCUGUCCUGGAACAGGUGAUGACUGGGCAGGCAGACCAAGAAACCUGGGACAAACUUGAAAAGAUGCUAGAGUCCAUACUGUCAACUGUCGAAGGAACAGAGCUAUGGGACAAUGGCACAUCUGUUGUCCCACUACUUGAAAAAAUCAUAGCAAGUAUGGUGAACAACAUGCAAGCAGAGAACGCAUUGAUACUAAGCCUUCAGAAGCCUGUGAUGACCCUGAUGACAGAUAUUGUACAGUCUGUGAACAGCAGUCAUUUUAACUUGUCUGCGGUCUCGGAAAGAAUGCAGCUCGCCAUUGAACACACGGUGCAGGCAGUUCAGCAGGCCAAUGGCACAUUGGAGUGCAGUGAAGCUCUCCAACUAUGGGAGCCAGUAAGAGAGGCAGCUGGUUUAAACCACACCACCAUGGCUAUGUGGUGCAACAUCGACCUGCAGCCUGUUCUGGAGGCCUAUGCUGCAGAACAGAUUGUCUACAUGAACAUGAGUUACACGAAUGUGGGACCAAUGACUGCGAGCGCUGCAGCUGCCAAGAUUGUCAAGUCUGUACAAUCUCUCUACCAAGCCUACAUCAACCGCACACUUGUGACAGAGCAGCUCAUCAUGGCUUUCUCCAGUCAGUUCACUGCAUUGGCAGGCCAGCCUCUCAGCCCGGAGGCACAGCUUCACUGGUACAUGCAGCUCCAAGACAUGCAAUUGCAAAACAGUUUGUCGUCCAUCAAAUUGCUCACAGGUCAACUGCUAAGUGUGGCUCCCUUCCUUCAGCCGUACAUUGAGGCUGGAGAGAAAGCACUGAGCCACAUCCUGGACAACUCCCACCUCAUUCAAAACAGCAGCUCAUCCCAGGACCUCUUCACAGAGGCAGCAAUGAUCUUCCUAUCCUCUGCGAACAUCACCUCGGUUAACAUCUUCUCCGUGAUGUGGGGAAAUUUUUCUGGAUUCAAUGAGGCAUCUCUUGAUGACAUGAUAAGGGAAGCCGUUAAACUGAUGAUCAACAUGAAGAUAUUUGGGGACACACCUAUGGUUUACCAAGCCUUGGAGCAAUUUCUGGCAUCCAACCACACAAGACUGAUUGUGCAGAAGGUGGCUGAGUUGUCUGCAUGGUUGGCCUCCUCUCAAGCAUCUGGACUGGAUCUGCUGACUCAGGCUCUGCCCAAAAUAUACGAAAUCCUCAGGCUUUUCUUGUCCAUCCUGACCCAGAUGAAUGUGGACAUGCCACCACACAUGGGGCUGUUUGAAGACCUAGCUGGAAACACAAUUGCAAUGCUGAGGCAGCUGGUAAGCACCAGUGGUCUUCUGGCCCCCAUGGACCAUCAUCUGAGUAUGCAUCAGCAGGGAAUGACAGGCAGUAACCAUAUGAUGAAGGUCCGACAGAGACGUGAGGCUCCAUUGAUGCCCACAAGAGACCCCAUGGAUGACUUCAUAGACCUGUUGCACAUUGACUACCCAGCAAUGUUCAGAGCCAUCUCUGUCCCUCCUACCCCAGAGGAAAUUAUGGAGACAGCCCACAUGUUCUUUGCCAAUCCUGAUCUGAGCAUUGUGAUGAAGGGUGUUACAAGAGACAUGCCAUGGGGCUUGAAUGCCUCUCGGGAAGAGACCAUUGAUUCUACUCUUGGGGUGCUCUCCUUCUUCACCCUCCCUGACGUGUUUCAGAUGUCAUCAAUGGAUCUCUUGAGGAUUGCUGUUGGUAUGCUUCCCGAUGGCUUUCCAUUCUCCUCAGUACUUAAAAAUAUCACCAGAGCACUUGCCAGUGAAUCUCAAGAGAACCUGAUCCUCAUGCAGCAGACCAUCAAGACAGCCGCCAAGCUCUUCCAGACUAACCUGACAAGUGUCACAGAGCAACUCGACAACCUGACAUCCCAGGUGUGCACCUUGGAGAAUACGGAGACUGUGCGUGUGCUGAUGUCAGCCCUCUCCCUGGAGCCGGGUCAGCUGUGUGGCACUUUUCUACCCAGCUUCCAGCUCCUGUUGCAGAGUCUGAUGAUGAACACGACCACUCUGAUUGAUGCCGUCUUCCAGACCAUCAUCGGAGACCCCAGCACCUAUGAUGUGAAGACAAACUGGACUUCUAUGUUUACUCAAGGUUUGGGCUUGAACACCAGCAGCCUGAACUAUCUCAACAUUAACAUCACCUCUCCAGGAGUGGUGACGGUCGGUGAGUUGCUGAGGAAUAAAACAGCCUUCGUUCUGGAUGUUCAGAAGCACAUGGAUUUUGAUCCAACUGUUCUCACACUGCUGAUGGAGACGGCACUACCAAACAACAACUUACAGAUCCUAUCGUGGUUCGUCAACCUGCGUCACUGCGACUCCACAGCAGCUGUGAACAUGACUCAGACAGAUGUGGUCAUCUUCAGGACCUUCUGCUCCAUGUCUGUCCAGCAGUGGUACACCUUUUCACUGCUGAUGGCUUACCAUCUGAACACGGAAAAACUCAUCUACAGAAUGGUGCUUUCUGAAGACAUGCAGAACCUGGUGGGAGUCAUGCUCGAGAUGGCUAACAUAAUAACCAACACGAUGAACAAGAUGCUUCCUGCCAUUCAACAGCUGCAAAGCUACCUGCUCUCCAUGAAAGACCUCAACCUGGCAGCCAACAAUGAAUUCAGCCAAAUGGCGAGAGGACAGAGGGCCAGCAUCUCCAGCCGAGCUACAUUCGUCACCCUCUCUCGAGCGCUGUGCAGUAAUGGUAUCCUGGCUCUGUUUGGGAUCUCCAAACUUCCCAUCAAAUCGGACUCAAACUCUUCCUUCCCCGACAACUGCCAGAGGGAGGAGAUGAUUGAUAGGUUCAAGAUUCCUCGAAAUGCCAGUCCCUUUUGUAUGAACAUGUAUCUGGACAUGGUCAAUACCACAGGAGGAGCCAUCGCCUGGGCUUUCCUCAAACCAAUGCUGAUGGGGGAAAUCCUCUUCACCCCUGACACACCCAUCACCAGGGGUAUAAUGGAGAAGGCCAAUAGCACCUUGCAGGAGUUUGCAAAUCUGAGGAAGUACUCCGAGAACUGGAUUGAAUCCUCCAGCUACAUCAUAAAGUCCGCCGACAUACUCAGCCACACUUUGCCAAUGCUGCAGAAUUCUCUCGGCAACGCCUUUGUGAAGAAUUUCAUUGAGAUGCAGACAGACAUCAAUGUCGGCAGUAUGAAGGAGACGCUCAGCAGCUUCUCUAACGUGACAGAGAUGCUGGAGAGGAACAAACAUGUGCUGAAUCAGAUCACCACCUUGUCCACCCUGAUGGUGAAUCUCUCCUCCUGUAUCAAAUUUGACCGCUACCGUGGCUACGACACAGCUGACCAGCUCAACACUGAGGCUCAGGACCUCGCCAAGAACCGUAAUCUCUAUGCAAGUGUCAUCUUCAAGCUUCCCAAAGAUGAGGAGUCAUCCAGGAAGCGUCAGGCCAGGUCCUCCUCCCCCACGUCCUCCCUGCCUCCCAAAGUCAGCUACACCAUCCGCAUGCAUAUGGACAACGUCAUGCGCACUGACCGGGUCCGGGACCCCUACUUUGUGAAGGAUUCACACAUCUCAGCAAGGCAGACGCUGCGCUACAACCGGGGCUUUGUGUACCUGCAGGAGAACAUUGAACGGGCUAUCAUUGAGACCCAGACUGGACAGAGAGCCACAGACGCAGCUGUCCAGCUUCAGCCCUUCCCCUAUCCAUGCCAUCUCCGAGAUGAGUACCUGGAGGCCAUCUCUUUUGUCUUCCCACUCAUGCUGAUGAUUGCCUGGGUUCUGUUCGUGGCUGAUUUUGUGAAGAAACUGGUUCACGAGAGAGAGCUGAGGCUGCAUGAGUACAUGAAGAUGAUGGGAGUCAACCCACUCAGUCACUUCUUCGCCUGGUUCCUGGAGUGUGCCAUUUACCUGGUGUUAACCGUCUUCAUCCUCACACUGGUGCUGAAGUACGGCGGCAUCCUCUCACACAGCGAUGGCUUCCUCCUUUUCUUGUACCUCUGUGACUACAGCUUGAGCGUCCUGGCCUUCAGUUACCUGGUCAGCUCCUUCUUUGACAAGACCUACAUCGCCGGCCUCAGUGGCAGCCUCCUUUACAUCCUCUGCUUUUUCCCCUUCAUCGUGGUCAUGGCCCUGGAGACCAAUCUCACCUUCGCUCAGAAGAGCGGCCUGAGUUUAUUUUCCCCGACCUGUUUCAGUUACGCCAGUCAAUAUAUCUCUCGCUACGAGUCCCAAGGAGAAGGAAUUCAGUGGAGCAACUCAUACACCUCGCCCAUGGCUGGAGACACAGCCUCGUUUGGUUGGCUUUGCUGGCUGAUGCUCAUCGACUCCAUGCUCUACUUCAUCGUCGGGGGUUACAUCCGUAUGGUCUUCCCAGGAAAAUAUGGCAUCCCAGCACCGUGGUACUUCCCCUUCAAAGCCUCCUUUUGGAUGGACCUGUGCUGCUGCUUUAAGUCACGGAGUAAGGGAGGCAAAGGACGCCUCUUCACCAACAUCAUGCAUAAAAACCAGCCUGUCUUCCCUGGCGACAAAGGAAAAGGCAAGAACACUCUUUCCUGCCAGGCAGGUGAGGAUUUCUCAGAGCUCCCAGAAGGCGUUGCCCUCCACGGUCUCACUAAGAUCUAUGGCGACCGAGUAGCCAUUGAAAACCUUAAAGUUUCCUUCUACGAGGGCCAUGUCACCUCACUGCUUGGUCACAAUGGAGCUGGCAAGACCACCACCAUGUCUCUCCUGACUGGCCUCUUCGCCCCGUCAUCCGGCACUAUCGAGGUGUACGGCAGAGACAUGCAGACUAACAUUGACGACGUUCGCAAGGAGCUGGGUGUCUGCAUGCAAUAUGAUGUCCUCUUUGACCACAUGACCACCAAAGAGCACCUGCUGCUGUAUGGCUUGAUCAAGGCCCCGCACUGGUCAAACAGGGAACUGCAUGAGCAAGUCCGAACGAUCCUAGAGGAGACAGACAUGUAUCCUCACAGGCACAAGCGGGUGGGCACCCUGUCGGGUGGCAUGAAGCGCAAGCUGUCAAUCUCCAUCGCCUUCAUAGGGGGCUCCCGCAUGGUGGUUCUGGAUGAACCCACCACAGGAGUCGAUCCCUGCUCCAGGCGCAACAUCUGGGACAUUGUUAUCCAGCAUAAAAAACAACGCACUAUCAUCAUGUCCACCCACCACCUGGAUGAAGCUGAAGUUCUGAGCGACCGCAUAGCCUUCUUGGAGAAAGGAGGAUUAAAAUGCUGUGGAUCCCCCUUCUACCUGAAAGACAAGCUGGGUCAAGGCUACAAACUCACUCUCACCAAGAAGGUGCAGAACCUAGAAUCUGAGCCACUUGACAAUGCUGAACUGAAGUCCUUUGUCCAAGCCCAUGUACCUGAGGCGCGACUCAAGGAGGCCCAGGGGGGCGACUUGGUCUAUUCACUGCCCCCGUUCACCUCAUCCAACGCCUCCUCAUACCGCUCCCUCAUGACUGCGCUUGACGCCAACCUGGAUUCCCUCCAGCUCGGGGGCUAUGGCAUCUCUGAUACCACCCUAGAGGAGGUGUUCCUCCACUUGACAGGAAACACAGGAGCUGGGGAUGAGGAUGGACCUCUGUCAAUCUCAGAAACAGUGUCUGACACUGCAUCCAUCGACAGCUUCCCUACCGACCCCAAUGGGAGCAUCUCCAGCUUCGGUGACCAGAUCAAGCUCACAGGUUCGUCCACGGUGCGCGGCAUGACCCUGGCCUGGCAGCAGAUGACAGCCAUACUGAUCAAGAGGUUCCACCACAGCCGUAGAGACUGGAAGGGCCUGAUCUCCCAGAUCCUGCUUCCUGUUCUGUUCGUUGUGUUUGCGAUGGGCCUGGGUUCCAUCAAGAACAACCUGCGGGACUAUCCUGAGUUGGAGCUCAGCCCUGCACUCUACAACAUCGGACCAAGCUACUCUUUCUUCAGUGACAAGAAUCCAAACUCCAGCCGGCUGACGGACACCAUGAUGUCAUUCCCGGGGAUCGAUAACAACUGCCUCGACAAGUCCAGUAACCAGGUCUGCUCAAGAAGCACAAACAAAUGGAGUUCCAGCGGGAAAAGCUCCAAAGCAUUUACUGCCUGUAAAUGUACCCGUCAGGAACAGAUUUGUGAUGAGCACAACUUUCAGCCGCCCCAUAAGAAGAUCCCCUCCUCUCAGACUGUUUACAACCUGAGUGGUUUCAAUGUGGAGAACUACCUGGUGGCCACGGCGAAUGACUUCAUAAGGAACAGGUAUGGUGGAUUUGAGUUUGGUAUGCAGCUCCCUCCGGAUCUCCAAAUGGACCUUACAGCGGUGCCCAAAAACCGUACACUAUCUAAGGUCUGGUUCAACCCCGAGGGCCACCACACAAUGCCAGCAUACUUAAACAGCCUCAACAACUUCAUCCUACGCUCCAAUCUUCCAGCAGACAAGGACCCACGCAAAUACGCCAUUUCAGUUUCCAGUCAGCCCUACUUUGGCCGGGUGGAUGAUGAAGAUGCAAUUGUCCAGGGAAUGCUCCAGAUCCUUGUGGCUAUGUGUGUGCUGACAGGUUAUUCCAUCACGACGGCCAGCUUUGCCAUCUAUGAAGUCAAUGAGCACCACAGCGGCUCCAAGAGGCUCCAGCACAUAGCUGGCAUCAGUGAGCCCUUCUACUGGGCUGUUAACUUCUUUUAUGACAUGGUCACCUAUCUGAUUCCUGUCGCUCUGACCGUCGGUGUGAUUGCAGCCUUCCAGAUUCCAGCAUUCACAGAUCGGCAAAAUCUGGCUGCUAUCACUCUGCUUCUGGUGCUCUAUGGGUUUGCUACCUUCCCCUGGAUGUAUCUCUUGUCAGGCGUCUUCAAGGAUGCAGAGAUGGCUUUUAUCACCUACGUGUGCAUCAACCUCUUCAUUAGUGUCAACACCAUCAUAUCCACCUCCAUCCUCUACUUCCUGGGUCAAAUUUCAAUGCACAACCCUGAGAUCAUCCAGGACAUCUUCCAGAAGCUGAGCUACAGCUUCCUAAUCUUCCCCCAGUUCAACUUUGGGAACGGGUUGAUGCAGCUGGCUCGGAUGAACAUAGACGUCCAGCUCCUCAGUGGCUACGGCAUUGAUGCCUAUCAGAACCCAUUCUCCACAGACGCCCUGGGCUGGAUGUUCAUCUCCUCCUUCAUCCAAGGCCUGGUCUUCUUCACCCUGCGCCUCCUGCUCAACAAGUUUGUCAUGCGCAAAGUCAGGCGUCUGAUUUGCGGCAGAAAGACGGUGCCCCAGGUGGCUUGUGAAGACGAGGAUGAAGAUGUAGCCACUGAGCACCUACGGGUAUCCAGUGGAGCAGCAAGCUCAGACAUUCUGCAGGUCAACCAGCUCACUAAGGUUUAUCAGCACCUCAACAAGAAGGUCCAUGCUGUUAAGAGGCUCUCUGUGGGCAUUCCUGCAGGAGAGUGCUUUGGUCUGCUGGGAGUGAAUGGAGCAGGAAAAACAACCACCUUCAAGAUGCUGACUGGAGAUGUUAGCCCCACUGAUGGCACAGCACAGAUCAAGGACUGGGAUGGACGGCUGGUAGACAUCAUGGAGUGCCGUAACCAGGGAAUUAACAUCGGCUACUGUCCCCAGGUGGACGCACUGGACAAUCUGCUCACCGGAGAGGAACACUUGUACUUUUAUGCUCGCAUUCACGGCAUCUCAAAGAGGGAGAUAGACAAGGUGGUGAACUACCUACUGAAGAGGCUGCAGCUCAACUACCAUCGAAACAUCAUCACUGACGGUUACAGUUGCGGCACCCGCAGGAAGCUCUCCACAGCGCUGGCUCUCAUUGGACAUCCGCAAAUCCUGCUCCUGGAUGAGCCAAGCUCUGGCAUGGACCCUCGCACCAAGCGACACCUUUGGAAAAUCAUCUCUGAAGAAGUGAGAGGAAAAUGCGCUGUGGUCCUCACCUCUCACAGCAUGGAGGAGUGUGAGGCACUGUGCAGCCGUCUUGCCAUCAUGGUGAAAGGUCAAUUCCGCUGCCUGGGCUCCCUGCAGCACAUUAAGAACAGGUUCGGCAGCGGGUUCACUGUGAAGAUGUACUUGGCCGAGGCCGCCGGUGAUGCAGAGGCAAUCACUGGCUUCAUGCAGCGCCGAUUCCCCAGCACUUAUCUCAAGGACCAGCACUCGAAUAUGGUGGAAUAUCAUGUUCCAGUUGCACCAGGAGGGGUGGCCGACAUCUUCGACCAGUUGGAGUCCAACAAGAAUGCUCUGCAGAUCAAACACUUCUCUGUGAGCCAGACCACACUGGACGAGGUCUUCAUCAACUUUGCCAUGGGAAAUAUUGGUAUGGAAACCGUACCAAUUCACAGCGAGGAAGAAUGCGACAACUUGGGCUCCAUUAAGGCAGUACAAACGUAGAGCUGACUGCCGCCUUUUCUUUUCCAUAUUCUGUAAAUCCACAAUGAAAUGAAAACACACUAUCUGUUUAUUGUAAAUCUGCCCUUGAUAUAUAUAUGUGAAUAUUAAGAGUUUAAACCUGACAAUCCUGAUUAUUUCUUGAAAGUCUCCUGACUGACAAUAUGAAGAAUGACUUAAAUUUCUAGCCUCACCAAAUUAGACUGUUAUUAAAAAGCAGGAGACUAUAUGCACAUGCUGUGUUGUGCACAUUUGCAUGCAUGCACAGAUGGAAGAAGUUGACAAAUGGAAGUCUUAUUUUUAUUCACUAUUUUAUCUGACAGUUCACAUAACUGCACUCGUAUGUUUACCUUUAAUCUUGAUUUCAUUAUUUAUGAAGGAUACAGUUAAUCGUAUAGUCUAUUAAUUUCUCUCUGUGGUUGGGGAACUGUUAAUUAUCACAAUAUCCUACCAUGGCAAUCAAAAACACUGCGUUCUCUAUUUAUAAUCAUUUUCAUUUGAGCUUAAUAUUGGCAAGACAAGAUUACGUGUCUAAAGAAGUAAAAAAAUUUCUCCUGAUGAACACAUAAUUAUGCCUACUGGAUGUAAUUUCAUGAAAGAAAAAUACACUCAGAAGAAUAUUCUCUAUAUGCACUUUUCCCCCACUCAUUAACAUCUCCUCUUAGAGCAUAUCUAACUUUUAGAAUGAAUGUACUGAAUAUUUAAUGGACUCUUUCCUGCUUAUGGACCAGUUCCACAUAGUCUUGAAUGUAUCAGGCCUAUUUUUUA